Polyodon spathula (Mississippi paddlefish) is the source of this 977-nucleotide messenger RNA. Its product is annotated as pro-neuregulin-4, membrane-bound isoform-like. Bases 222 to 560 code for a protein of 112 amino acids. Lineage: Eukaryota; Metazoa; Chordata; Actinopteri; Acipenseriformes; Polyodontidae. The transcript is spliced from 5 exons. Gene Ontology annotation, biological process: positive regulation of mitotic nuclear division; positive regulation of cell population proliferation; epidermal growth factor receptor signaling pathway. The record is from RefSeq and is a predicted model, not a curated record.
GAAAGUCCUCAGAACUUUAAAAAGGUUGUCAGACACGUUUACUUUAUUGUAACAACGUACUGUGCGAGGGACUGUGUGCUAACUCAACAGCUCAAGUGAGAAGACCACACCACAUUAUUUUCUGAGCAGUUGUGCUUUUGUUCAAUGAGUGAAAGAGAUAUUUUUCAGGGCCAGAAUCUACUUCUUCAGUUUGUCAGCUUCCCUUUACAAGUUAAAAGAAGAUGAUGGCAGCACACGGAGAGCCCUGUGAGGCAUGGGAGCAAUCCUAUUGCUACAAUGGAGGCAGGUGCUACAGGAUCCCUUCUAUGUCCACCCUUUCCUGUGUGUGCACUGAGAACUACAGAGGAGCCAGGUGUGAGGAGUUCCAGCUCCUCAGCAAGGCAAAUUCCAGGAACGAGGCGGGACUGAUUGCCGGUGCUGUCAUUCUGCCAAUUCUUAUUGCUCUUGUACUAGCUGGAGUGAUCUACUAUAUCUGCAGAAUCUGGAGGCAGAAGAAAAGAAACCAACAGAACAGCAAGCAGCAGUAUCACCACGACUAUCCCCGAAGCAAUGGAAUAUGAUAAGCACUACUUUUAUAUGAAAAGCAAGGAGAAUUUUACAUUCACUUAAAACAUAAAAUGAAAGACUGACGCACCCCAAACAUGCUGUAGAGAUCUAUUGUACAUAGAAGUGUGUCGUUUGGGCUUUGGUCUUUGGGCUUUUCUUAAAUUUAAUUAAUUUUUUUUUUAUUUAAUGUAUAUUUAGUAUGAUGCUAAAGUUUGCAUUAUGAAUAGUUUAUGAUUUUAAAAUCCAUUUGAAAUGUGUUUUUAAUACAUAUUAUUGUGUCCUUUUCAGGGAAAUUCCUGUAAAGUGGUUUUCAAACAUAGGGUUUUUACCAAGUGAUCUAAACCACAAAUGUAUUUAGUGUAGGUAACAAAUCGCACUCAAAUACAUACACUUUAAUCAACAAACAGGACCCAGGUUAUAGAGCCACUUGG